CCCGCGGUGUUCCCCGGCUGGCGCGGCGGGUCGCCACCCCUUCUCUCCGCGGGGGUUGCUCGGGGCAGCUCCGCCAUGGAGGCGGGGACACCGGGGGGAGUCAGUGUCCAAGAUGAGGCUGUGGACAAAAGCAACUUUAAGAAAUGCAACCAGAUUGCUUUUUACAGGCGUCAGAAACUUCUACGUCCUGGAAAAUCCUUGUAUCGAGUUUUGUUGGAUUCAGUCACAUUAAGUGAUGAGAAUGUCAAAUUCCAAAUCAUUCACGAGGAGAAUAAGGUUCUUCUACAAGUAGAAAUUUAUGAAAUAGAAGGCAAUAUUUUCAGACUUAAAAUUGAUGAGGCAUCUCCUCUCAAAACAAGAUACAAAGUUCCUGAUGUUCUUAUAAAGGAACCUACCGCCCAGAGACUGUUCAUAUCCCACAAGGAGGCAGGUAUUUUGGUACUGUCAAGUGUUAAUGAGGACUACAAACUUCAAGUCACAGCAAACCCCUUCCAAGUUGAGCUGCAGUCCAAGGGUGAGACUGUUAUGAGUGUGAAUUCCAAUGGUUUGUUGUAUUUUGAGCACCUACAACCACCUCCCAGUGACAGAAAACCUACAGCACAAAAUGAGGAGGCAGCAAGUGAUUCCUCUAAGGAAAAACAAGAGGAUCUAGAUCUCUGGCAAGAGAAAUUUGGCAGUUUCUUAGACAUCAAAGCUCAUGGUCCUACUUCUGUAGGCAUGGACUUCUCUUUACAUGGAUAUGACCAUGUUUAUGGAAUACCACAACACACAGAAACACUUCUUCUGAAAAACACCAGUGAUGGCGACGCCUACCGGCUUUAUAAUUUGGAUAUUUUCGGCCACAAGAUACAUGACAAAAUAGGUAUUUAUGGUUCAGUACCCCUUCUCUUAGCACACAAGCCUAACAGAACUUCAGGGAUCUUCUGGCUGAACUCUUCAGAAACACUGGUGGAUAUUAGUACAAAGGCAGUAGCUGAGCACACUCCAUCCAGAUCUGCUGCAGAAACUGCUAAGCAGAGAGCAGUGCCUCUAACUGAUGUUUGCUGGAUGUCAGAAAGUGGGAUCAUUGAUGUUUUCCUGCUGAUGGGACCCACUGCGUUUGAUAUCUUCAAGCAGUUUGCACAACUGACAGGCACUCAAGCCUUGCCCCCACUUUUUUCUCUGGGCUACCAUCAGUGCAGGUGGAAUUACGAGGAUGAACAAGAUGUCAAGGCAGUGGAUGCUGGCUUUGAUGCACAUGACAUUCCUUAUGAUGUCAUAUGGCUGGAUAUAGAGCACACAGAUGGCAAGAGGUAUUUUACUUGGGACAAAAAGAAAUUCCAGAACCCCAGAAAGAUGCAAGAACAUCUCAGGAAGAAAAAACGCAAGCUUGUGGUCAUCGUAGAUCCUCAUAUUAAGGUUGAUCCCUCAUAUACCCUGUAUGCACAGGCAAAAGAAAAGGGAUAUUUUGUGAAAGACAGGAAUGGGCAAGAUUUUGAGGGCAUCUGUUGGCCAGGUUCCUCUUGUUACCUGGAUUUCACCAAUCCUGAAGUGCGAAAAUGGUACGCAGAUCAAUUUGCCUUCAAAACAUACAAGGGAUCCACUAAUAUCCUCUUUGUAUGGAAUGAUAUGAACGAGCCUUCGGUCUUCAAGGGGGCAGAACUAACAAUGCAGAAAGAUGCUGUGCACUACAACAACUGGGAGCAUCGGGAAGUACACAACCUCUACGGAUUCUACCAGCAAAUGGCAACUGCAGAAGGACUCAUCAGACGUUCUUCAGGAAAAGAGAGACCUUUUGUCCUCACACGAUCUUUCUUUGCUGGAUCACAGAAGUAUGGGGCAGUGUGGACUGGAGACAACAAAGCAGAGUGGAGUUAUUUGAAAAUAUCCAUUCCAAUGCUUCUUACUAUCAACAUGGCAGGGAUUUCCUUCUGUGGAGCUGAUGUGGGAGGGUUUAUUGGAGAUCCAGAGCCAGAGUUACUUGUUCGCUGGUAUCAGGCGGGAGCCUACCAGCCGUUCUUCAGAGGUCACUCUAACAUGGAGAGCAAACGGCGCGAACCGUGGCUCUUUGGGGAGAAGAGCACCCAGAUCAUCAGGAGAGCCAUUAGAGAGCGCUACGUCCUCCUGCCCUACUUAUACACUCUGUUCUAUCGGGCACACACGGCAGCUGAACCCGUCAUGAGGUCUCUCUGGAUAGAGUUUCCAGGGAAAAUGGAAACUUUUGAUGUGGAAAAUGAGUACAUGCUGGGAAAUGCUUUGUUGGUACAUCCAGUCACAGAGAAAGAGGCCAAGACAGUGACAGUUCUGUUUCCAGGGUCAGAGGAGAUUUGGUACGAUUUCAGAAAAUUUAAGCGAAUGGAAGAUGCGGGCACAGUGAAGAUCCCAGUAACACUGGAGAAUAUUCCUGUAUUCCAGCGAGGAGGCACUGUGAUACCUCUGAAGACCUCAGCUGGAAAAUCCACUGAAUGGAUGAUAGAUAUUUCUUAUGAACUCCACGUGGCCUUAGAUGCAGAGGCCUGUGCCAUAGGUGAGCUCUAUGUUGAUGAUGGGCAUUCAUUUCAAUAUCUCCACAAGAAGCAGUUCCUGUAUCGGAAAUUCACUUUCCACAAGAACAUUCUCUCUUCCAGCUGUGUAGAUGAAAGCGGACAAUACCACACUACAUGUGUAGUUGAACGGGUGAUAAUUCUGGGAUUUGGAAAGCAACCCACUUUUGUGACAGCCAGUGCCAAGGGUGGAAAAAAAAAAGAAGUGAUUUUCACAUAUGAUACGAAGACCUUUGCGCUGACACUGGAAAACUUAGCCCUGGGUGUUGAUGCUGACUGGGAGAUCUGUAUCAGCUGAAAGAAGAUGCAACUUCUUCUGAGAAACUGUCCGUUGAGAGGCUGAGGAGAAAUAAACUGGGAGGACUUCAGAUGUUCACUUGAAUCCAAUUAAAUCAACAAACAUAUUUUCCACCAAUACAUCCAAACUAACAUUUCUUUUAAAGCACCAAUUUGGACUUGGAUAAAUUUUCUGUUCAGCAAAAGUAAUAGCACUAGGAUUGUAUCUUUGGGGAAAUAAGCUAAAUACUAUUUGCAUUAGGCUUGCUUCAGUUAGGCAUUAAGCUUCAGUUCUGCCUUCACUCGCAAUAAAAAAUUAUGAGUUGGUGGGGUGAGAUUGUGGCUUGUUGGCACAGGCCUAAAUGUAAGUAUUUGAAAAUCAUACUGUUCAGAGGCUGUUGCACUUUUGGAGAUCUGGGCCAGUUCAACAAGCAGCAUCAGCAAGUAUGUAAGGCACAGGUUAUCACCAGAGUUCUGCCUGCCAGCUGCCUUCUGAAAACAAACACAGAAGGAGCCACCCAGUGUGAUCACAGACACUUCUGCUUUCCAGUCCUUAUAGCAACGCAAAAUUAGCUGGUCUGCACGCGAAAGUAAACAGCAGGCUGGCCAAAGAGCUCAGGCACUGGAGGGGAGGGUUGGGUAGCUUGUGCCAUUCGUUUGUGCAAUAAGAGAAGACAGUAAUGUGGUGGUGCAGAAGGCUCCCUAACAGCCAGCUUUGAAACUUGGAUUUCAAAAAGGCACAGGUACUACUUAAAAAAAAAGUUUUCUGUUAGGAAAGAAUUGGCAUUGAUGAUUGAAUGUCAUUGAUUCAAGGCAGCCCAGUGAAGGAGUUAUGCUUUCCCAGAUCUUCCAAGUCCUGCCAAGUUUUUGCUUCCUUUAGAAAAGUUUUAGUCAUGUCACUUUUUAGUAUCUGGCUGAGAUUUGAGCUAGGCAUUUAUGAAGCAGAAUUUCAUUUUAAUGGGAUUAAUUCUGCGUGCAGGCAUCCCACUUUCUCUUACAACUCAGCCUAAUGUUCCCUUGCCUUCUUUUCCCACUAUCUCUGCAAACAGAACUGGUAUGUUUUGAUGCUUGCUUUGCUUGCAAACAGAGACAUCCUGAGUCUCACAUCCAUUACAUCCUGCCUGUUCCCUCAGGCUUUUCCAUCUUAGGCAUCUCUUUUCACAGGCUGCCAUUGCUCCACAGAGUUUGUUUACCUUUCUAUUUGCUAAACUUGUCAGCUAUAUUAUUUUCAAACCAGUUCUGCUUUGAGUCAAAUCUGAACAUGCCAUCAGUUGGGUUUCUGGUUUUUCCGGAAUUCUAGUUAAUUUAAUUCCUUUUAGUAAGAUAAGGAAGUAUUUUCUAAAGACAUCAGUAAAUUAACUCAUAGGAAACAGAGAAGGAUGGUCACCAUUUUUGCCAGCUAAAGGUAACAUAACAUUACUAAUCCCCCCUGUCAUUCCCACCUGCUGCUGUUUGUCCUGCAGGGCAGAUUUCUGGGAACAGCAAGCAGGAGGGCAAACUAUGAGUGCUCUUGACUACUCAAGUGUAGUUUGUUCCCCACCAGACCCUUAGCUUCCUUCUUUUAUAUUCUGCAGAGCUAUUUGUCAGCACCUUCCAGGAGACAGUGUGAGCCUCCACUCCAGGAACUGGCAGUAUGAAUACUGUUGUGCUUAAUGCAAAUGUGUUAAUCCGGGUAGAACAGCAGCAAAGAGAUCUUUUGCAUCUGUGAAAAGAGAGACAGACCCUAUCUUUCUAUCAACUUCUAAGCUUUGAUUGAUGAUUUCUUACUGUGUUUUAAGUAUAGCAGUGCUUCUGACAGGAUAUAGUUAUUGUCUUGGGUAAUUUAAUAAAAUAUUUUAACUGCUAUUUCUCAAAUUGGAAAGUGAAAUAAAGUAACAAUGAAGCAAGUUA
Molecule: messenger RNA, 4688 nt
Organism: Agelaius phoeniceus (red-winged blackbird)
Lineage: Eukaryota; Metazoa; Chordata; Aves; Passeriformes; Icteridae
Gene: GANC
Product: glucosidase alpha, neutral C
Biological process (GO): carbohydrate metabolic process; N-glycan processing
Molecular function (GO): carbohydrate binding; alpha-1,4-glucosidase activity
Source: RefSeq, a predicted model, not a curated record